AUGGUGCCUCCCUACUCGCCCCUCCAGCUGGCCGUCGAGAAGGAUAGUCUCUGCAUUCCGCUAAUCGACUUCGAUCCGUUCUACUCGGGCACUCCAUCCGAUAAACAUACCCUAGCCCUAUCCAUGACCAACGCCCUCAAGGCUUCCGGAUUCCUCUACCUCAAAUCCCAUGGCAUUCCACCUAGUGUGGUCUCACGAGUGUUCGCUGCUUCAGCCCACUUCUUCGCCCGACCCCAGACACAGAAAGAUAAGCUGGGUUGGGCGACUCCACAGGCGAACCGUGGUUACGUUGCAGUGAGCCGCGAGCUGCUCGCGGCCCAGAUGGAUCUGAAGGAAACUAUGGAUAUCGGUCGGGAGGGUGUUGAAGGACAUCCCAAUCACUGGCCUGAUCAUUUUGACGACGAAGGAAAAGACUUUAAAGAGCUCAUGGUCUCUUUCUUUGACAUGUGCAAAAACCUACAGGUUCAGAUCAUGAGCGCCAUUGCUCUGGGAAUGAAGCUACCUCUGAACUUCUUUGACACGUUCACCGAUAAUGGUGACAAUACCUUGCGCCUACUGCACUACCCGCCUGUUCGCAAGGACCUCUUUUACCAGAACCCAAAGCAGGUGCGCGCCGGUGAACAUAGCGACUACGGAUUGAUCACGCUUCUCUUCCAGGAUUGCCACGGUGGACUGCAGGUGCGCAGCCCGAAGGACACGUUUGUCGAUGUGAUCCCUAUUGCGGAUUCUAUUGUUGUGAAUGCGGGAGACCUGCUAGCUCGCUGGUCCAACGACACCAUCCGCAGCACUCGCCACCGAGUUAUUGAGCCCCCUAAGCCGGUGGUGGAAGAUCCCUCCACUAAUGCUUCCGAUACAUAUCCCUCGAAGUAUAGCAUUGCCUAUUUUUGCAAUGCAAACCGAAAUGCACGGAUUGAAGCCUUGCCUGGCACCUUUGGUGAGAAUGCCCAGAGGGCUAAGAAGUAUGAAGGGACCACGGCAGGAGAGUAUUUGUUUCAGAGAUUGGCUGCGACCAUCUAA
Penicillium lagena is the source of this 1017-nucleotide messenger RNA. Its product is annotated as isopenicillin N synthase family dioxygenase. Bases 1 to 1017 code for a protein of 338 amino acids. Gene Ontology annotation, molecular function: dioxygenase activity. The record is from RefSeq and is a predicted model, not a curated record. Lineage: Eukaryota; Fungi; Ascomycota; Eurotiomycetes; Eurotiales; Aspergillaceae. The transcript is spliced from 2 exons.